CAGUUAUCGUGAGUCCUGCAGACUCGACCUUCGAUGGCUUUUGGCAUAUCAACUCUAAGUCAAUUGUCACUUUAAAAGGCCUUCCUUGGAGCAUUAAGGAGUUACUUGAUGACAGUCUGUACGCAAGUGACUUUGCUGGCAGGAAAUUUAUGCACGCAUUUCUCGCACCAUACGACUAUCAUCAUUUGCAUGCUCCUGUCGAUGGCAAAGUACUCAAAGCCAAAGUUAUUCCGGGCCAGACCUAUCUCGAUGUUACUGUUCAAAAAGAUCAUAACAAUCCCAACAAACUGAUACUCGUACCUAGACGAAAAAUGAAAGUUGGCGAUGCCGAAGAACUCUCUGCUCCGGACUCUCCAGGGUAUCAAUUUUCCCAGGCUCGCAGUCUGAUUGUAAUCGAAAAUGAAUAUAUUGGAAAAGUGGCUGUUUUACCAGUCGGUAUGGCACAAGUGUCUUCUGUGGUCCUCUCCAUUAAGCCAGAUGAUACAGUGACGAAAGGGAAGGAGAUAGCUUAUUUUCAGUUUGGUGGAUCUGACAUUGUCCUCGUAUUCCAAAGCCAAAGCAAUGUUAAUAUUCUUGCUAACGAACAAAAACAUUAUAGAGUGGCAGUUAUCGUGAGUCCUGCAGACUCGACCUUCGAUGGCUUUUGGAAUAUCAACUCUAAGUCAAUUGUCACUUUAAAAGGCCUUCCUUGGAGCAUUAAGGAGUUACUUGAUGACAGUCUGUACGCAAGUGACUUUGCUGGCAGGAAAUUUAUGCACGCAUUUCUCGCACCAUACGACUAUCAUCAUUUGCAUGCUCCUGUCGAUGGCAAAGUACUCAAAGCCAAAGUUAUUCCGGGCCAGACCUAUCUCGAUGUUACUGUUCAAAAAGAUCAUAACAAUCCCAACAAACUGAUACUCGUACCUAGACGAAAAAUGAAAGUUGGCGAUGCCGAAGAACUCUCUGCUCCGGACUCUCCAGGGUAUCAAUUUUCCCAGGCUCGCAGUCUGAUUGUAAUCGAAAAUGAAUAUAUUGGAAAAGUGGCUGUUUUACCAGUCGGUAUGGCACAAGUGUCUUCUGUGGUCCUCUCCAUUAAGCCAGAUGAUACAGUGACGAAAGGGAAGGAGAUAGCUUAUUUUCAGUUUGGUGGAUCUGACAUUGUCCUCGUAUUCCAAAGCCAAAGCAAUGUUAAUAUUCUUGCUAACGAACAAAAACAUUAUAGAGUGGGUGAACAGAUUGCAAUUGCUCAAAAAUUAUCAUAA
Molecule: messenger RNA, 1241 nt
Organism: Entrophospora sp. SA101
Lineage: Eukaryota; Fungi; Glomeromycota; Glomeromycetes; Entrophosporales; Entrophosporaceae
Source: the annotation of a GenBank genome assembly